AUGGCCUGUUUUGGCGACACCAUCGACUCACUUCUGGAGACAUAUUCCAAGUGUCUGUCUCUCCUGAAGGGCCUGAAGGGAGCUCGUAACAACAAGCAGCCUCGCCAACUUCGAAGGAGCAUUCGCUCUGACAGGUCCAAGGUCCGAAGUGUAUACUCUUCGAAGCUGUCCGUGGCCGGGAGUCAUCUUGAAAAGGGCGACGCCGUGGCUCGAUCUUCUGUGCGAAGAGUGAUUAAGCGUCUUACAUCGGCCACGACGAACUUGCUUCAUCUCAUGACCAGAGGCCAGAACCCGCUCAUUGACUACCAGUCACUAAAGACUCUGUCCAACUCAUCACGUGUCGAUGCUGUCAAAGCGAUCAAUGACCUGUCACGGAGACUUAGCACCCCAUCCUUGAAGUCUAGCUCUUCUGGGCCAAGUAAGAGGAACAAGCACCCGAAGAGGAUACUUGCGGCAGACAGCAAGUCCAAGUUGAAGGAUAAGGAAGCCUCGGAGCGCAAACUUCUCAAGGCUGCCGCGGAGGCGCCCGAAACAGAG
Messenger RNA from Colletotrichum acutatum, 537 nucleotides. RefSeq lists its product as uncharacterized. The annotation marks the transcript as partial. The record is from RefSeq and is a predicted model, not a curated record. NCBI's taxonomy places the organism in Eukaryota, Fungi, Ascomycota, Sordariomycetes, Glomerellales, Glomerellaceae. The transcript is spliced from 2 exons.